UUCUUUUUUACUGAACCUUGCCCUCGCGGUCGUCUUCGUCUAUUAUCUCUGCAACCGAAGACCCUAAUCAAAUCUGCCAAUUUGCAUUCCAUCUCAAUGUUGAAGGUAGUCACUGCGUCCUCCCGCAGCCGCCUCACUCACCUCGCUUCUCCACGCCUCCUCCGACCAGCUGCAGCUCCUCCCAGCUCCGCCCGAAGUUCUGGUUCGUCGAGCCCCAAUCUCGGUCAAAGGGAUUUCCCUCUCACGGGUUACGUCACUCCUAGGCUCGAGGACCAUGCCACGGUAUUGGCGGUGCCAUGGACUGGUAGACCUCUGUUUCCCAGUAUGAUUACAUCUGUCAAUGUGCAGAAGCCAGCAUAUCGAGAAAUAUUGGAAAGUCGAGCGCCUUAUGUUGGUGUUUUUCUGCUCAAAGACGAGCCAAGCACUGAUUUAAAGUCGGAGAAAAGCACCGGCUGUCUCACAGGCAAGGAUCUCUUCAAUCGUCUUCACCAAGUUGGAACGCUAGCUGGGAUUGUGGAUGACAACGGUGGGGAUAUGAUUGCUGGUCAUGUGCUUGUUGGUCAUGGUCGGCUUCGGAUCACAGAGAUGGUCAGUGAAGAUCCUCUUAUUGUGAAGGUUGAUCAUCUCAAGGACAAGCCAUACAGCAGUGCUGACGGUCCCAAUUUGCCUACCGCAUUGGACCUUUUAUCAACCAUCUCCAUGAACCGUGUUCCUUUCAUCGAGCUCAUACGGAGGCUUGAUUUCUCGAGGUUGGCCGAUCACGGGGCUGCAAUCUCCAAUGGUGCAAACUAUUUGCAGCUACAGGAAGUGCUCGCAGAGUUGAACGUAAGUGACGAAAGAGUUUUUACCUACUUCGUAUAAGUGUGAUGUUUUCCAGUAUAAUAGAUAAGAACUACUUUUUUGCACAUAUGUUUCUGUGUUUCAGGUGCAUAAGAGGCUGAAACUUGCUCUUGAUCUGGGCACUAGAAGAAUCUGGGCUCGAAGACCUUGGAUCACAUUCUGUGGUAAAGGUUUUGACAGCGACGGACACCCCAACGAAGUGGAGCCGCUUACUUGAUUGGAUCUCGGAUCUCUUAUCCAUAUGACAUAUAUAAUUUUGUACAAAUAGCUAAUUGCUAAUGUCGGAGCAAUGCUGAACCAUAUUUCAAGCUGUUAAACUGGAAGUUUUAACCUCGUAUGUAGUAGAAAGUCGCAAUGUUGAUGAAGGAAAGUUAAGCCCGUGG
Linum tenue is the source of this 1223-nucleotide messenger RNA. The record is from the annotation of a GenBank genome assembly. NCBI's taxonomy places the organism in Eukaryota, Viridiplantae, Streptophyta, Magnoliopsida, Malpighiales, Linaceae.